This is a messenger RNA of Anastrepha ludens (Mexican fruit fly), 1250 nucleotides long. RefSeq names its product serine protease snake-like. The record is from RefSeq and is a predicted model, not a curated record. The transcript has 4 exons. Gene Ontology annotation, molecular function: serine-type endopeptidase activity. Lineage: Eukaryota; Metazoa; Arthropoda; Insecta; Diptera; Tephritidae. Gene Ontology annotation, biological process: proteolysis. The coding region runs from base 93 to 1190 and encodes 365 amino acids.
UGCACUUCUUAAACUCUGGCUUUGAUUAAAAGCCAGUACAGAGAGCUAAUAAAUGAGACAAAGCUUGAGACAUUUUGCAAAUAGACAUCGCAAUGGAAGAGUCGAUGGUAAAAUAUUCGAAUAUGCUUGCUUUCUUACUAAUAUUUACAUCAACUAUAACUGCACAAAGGAUAAAAUUGAAUGCCGGUGAUGUUUGUGGUCCCUGUCAGGCGGAAGACUGCAGUUGCCAAGUAUGGUCCAAAUGUGAUAUCUUACAAAACUUGCCAGUGGCAAAUAUAACAUUUUGUAAUCGAGUAAAAGGUAUUGUAUGCUGUCCUGAAGAGCCACCGGAGCCUGAAAACUGUCAGCUAACAUCACCAGCUGAAGUUGCCUGUCACGAAUUCACAAAGCAUGCGCCAGCAAAAUGUCCACAGCCCUUUAUAGCCGGUGGCGAAUUGGCUAAAAUUGGUGAAUUUCCAUCCGCAGCUUUGAUAGGUAUUUUUAAUUCAACGUCUAAUGUAGCUGAUUGGAUAUGUGGCGGAACGCUUAUCAGUGAACGCUUCGUUCUGACUGCAAGUCAUUGCACUCUCAAUGGAGUACCGGAUAAAGUACGACUUGGCGAUUUGGAUUAUAAUUCAACCCUUGAUGAUGUUGGACUCCAAGAGUUUUCCAUACUCAGUUUCAAACGCCACGACCAUUUUUCAUUACACCGCUACUUCGAUAUUAUGUUAUUGGAAUUGAAUGGCACCGUUACUUUCUCCAAAUAUGUUCUACCUGCCUGCCUACUCACUCCAUGUAUGAUGAAAUUCCAAACAGGACAAUAUUGGGCCGUUGGUUGGGGCCGCAUUGAUGAUACCGAAGUUUUUUCAACACAGCUGCGACGAGUUGAAUUGAAGCAUCAAACGGUCUGUAAUGAGAUUGCAACUGAAAUGUAUGAUUUGCAACGGGGUCUGCUCGAGCGUAUACAAUUUUGCGCUGAUGGCAAAACCUACGAUACUUGCAAUGGCGACUCGGGUGGCCCAUUACUCAUACCAUUUCCCCAUAGCCAGGUGGAGUAUCGGUGUAUGUACAUGGUAGCCGGCAUAGUAUCAAAGGGCCAAGAGCAUUGUGGCGUUGAAGAUUUGCCUAGUGUGAAUACGAACGUUACAGCAUUUGUGAGAUUUAUUGAAAGUUUCGUUUGGCCUCAAAAAAUUAUUACAACAAUAAAUUGAACAAAUGCUAAUACAAUAAAAAGCAUAAAAGAAUAUAUAAGCUCGUGUGAGACAAUUGAA